This is a messenger RNA of Chlamydomonas reinhardtii, 4788 nucleotides long. RefSeq lists its product as uncharacterized. The transcript is spliced from 11 exons. The record is from RefSeq and is a predicted model, not a curated record. Lineage: Eukaryota; Viridiplantae; Chlorophyta; Chlorophyceae; Chlamydomonadales; Chlamydomonadaceae. Bases 334 to 3639 code for a protein of 1101 amino acids.
CGCAUCUAUAUGCUACUCUGUUUUUGUGCAUUACAGCUACCUUACGGCCUCCAUAUACCCCCUAUUAUGUAUGUCGAACGGGACUUCGGUUUCACGGUUUCCUUCUACAAAACUCGCUGUUAUAUUGAAGGCAGUUAACAAAGUUUUUUAAAGUGCAAGUGGCGUACAAAGAAAGCCUGGCUGGCUGGCAGAAUGCGCAAUAUAGGGCCAACAGCCUUGGCUAGGUUGCGCGCGCGCGGGGACCUUGUUAUCUUGAUAAUCGCAGGCGUCCUGUCGGUUCUGUGUGCGGGGCUGCUGGCCAGAGAGACGUGUGCAAAUCCUAGUGGCCUUGGCAUGCUCAGCCUCCUCAGGAGCUUUCCGUGCGACGCACCAGCCUCAGAGCGGGCACUCUUCCUUGUUUCGCGCUCGCCCCUGGUGAUUCUUGAGACCCUGGGUAUACGUGGCGAGCAUGCGUACUGGGCCAUUGGUAUGGCGUUCCUGCUGCUGCGCGCGGCUAGCUACUUCGCCCUGCCGACGCCGUUAUAUCUGUCAGUGGCGGCACCACUCCUUACCUACGCCGCGCGUGCCUCGCCAUUUAUAAGUUGGUGCCUGGCCGGCCCGGGCGGGCCCGGCGGCAUGGGGCUGUCAGCGACAAGCGGCAUGGUGUUGUUCAGGAUCAACCCGGUAGGGGACGCGUUUCUGGCGCUUUCCAUCGAGCCGCUCUUUGCGCCGGCUGAGCUGGCGUUCAACGCCUUCACGCUUGCGGCCGUGUGGGCGCUCACGUCGUGGCACGGAGCCCAGUUCACACACCUGGGCGUGGCGCUGGUGCCGCAGCUGCUGCUGCGACUGGCGAGCAUCACCGUCAUCCACACGCUGGCGCGCUACCGCCGCGGGUGCGGGCGCGUGAACACGGCCUGUGCGGCCGCAUACGGUGCCGUCGGCGCAAAGGAGGAAGGGCGCAGCAGUGAUACGGUAUCUGCGUCGUGCGUGGAGGACCGAAACGCCGACAUGGGCAGGAUGGAGGGUCUGGACGGCGAGGCGACGCUGAAGGGGUUGCCGGAGCUAGAUGGUGCUGGUGGGUCUGUCAGCGUGUCGCGCCUGCCGUCCAACCAGCAGGCCGGGGCCAGCACCGCUGAGACCAGCAGGACGGGCGGCAGCGGCAGCCGCAGCCGCAACGCCGACAUGUGCAAGGCCUGGCCCAGCACGCCUGAGGUUAGCCAGGUGCGGCACACCUACACUGCAGCCGCCGAAGUCGUGGCGGACGGCGACGCGGCACGGGGCCACACCUGCGCUGGCCCCUGCGAUACCCACGCCGCCGCGUACUCCGCCUGCGCGAAUGCGGAUGUCAAGGCGAACCCGUUCCUGCCUGACCGGAAGCCCGCUCAUCAGCUGCCCGACGGGCGGCCGCAGCAGCAGCCGCAGUACCCGGGGCUGCUGCUGGCUGGGCGGCCGCCCUCAUACCGAUCGGUCGUUCGGCGGCGCACCAUGCGCAUCAAGUUGCCGUUCGCCGAGCCGGAGCAGCUGAGCCCCGGCUUCACGGAGCGGCUGCAGGACGUGGCGGCGCAGCAAGGGGUGAUGCUGGCGGGCGUGUACGUGCGACCAGGCUGCAUCGAGCUGCUUUUGGACCUGGAGGAGUGGAGCACCGGUAGCUGCACCAGCGACACCAGCGCCGCGACUAGCGCGGCCGGCACGGACUUCCUUAGCAGCGGGGGCAGCGAUGGGGCGCCUGCUACGGAGCACGACCGGAUGGCACUGGAGCAGGUGCUGAUGGCGCUGCGGCUGCAGCUGCAGCUGCCUGCCGCAGCCGCUCCGCCGCAGGCCGUGGGGCAGGAGUGUGACGAGCAGGAGGAGGCAGCGGAGCAGGAGGAGGGCCUACAGUCGCUGCGGCGGCUCAUGCGCGAGCAGCCAGUGCAAACAGACUAUGUGGACCUGCAGGCGACGGAGGCGCAGGCGCAGCUGUCUGGCGGCCCCGCGCUGCCGGCGACGGUGCAUUCGAUGGAGCCGCGUGUGGCAGUGGCUGGCGUUCUGCCCUGGCCGUUGACGCUGAACCUGCGGCUUCUUGCGCCCGCUGCCAGCCUGGUCCCAGAGCUGGGUGCCCCCACGCAAGCCCUUGAGCUCGAGCUGCGCGCCGAGGCCCUGGUGCGGUGCCGUGGCGAGUACCUGCCCGCUCAGCUCCAGGGCCUGGAGCGUGCACGUGGCGGCAGCGGCGACCUGGGCACAGGCAUGGCUGAGAUGGACGCCGAGGUCCGGGUAGACACGGUUGCGCCGCCACCUGCUCCCGGCGUUCUGAUGGUGGAAGUCCGCUGCUGCGGCCGGCUCGGCACCUCCGCGCCGUUCCUGCUCCUACGCGACGCCGAGCUACUGCCGGACUUGCAGGCGGCAGUAGCUGGCCUGGCACCGCGCCCGGCCGACCUCAACGCGCUGCUGCUGGACGUGGCCACCUGGCUACAGCUCACCGUGGACACUGCGGAGGACCGCCGUCAGGGCACCACAGCAUCAGCAGCGGCAUCAGUAGCAGCGGCCGGCUGCGCUGCGCCCGGUCGCGAGGCGCUUGCAAGGCUGGGGGCCCACCUGUAUGAGUAUGCCUCGCUGCACGCCCUGCCCGCGCUGGCGGCAUGCGUGCGGCGGGGCUCGGUUGCGACAGGGCUGCCGUUGCCCGCGCUGAGGGGCACGGGACCCGAGUCGCUGCAGUGGGCGGGCGAGUUGUUGCAGGUAUCACACCAGCGACAGCUGCAGAAAAUGCACCCGCAGGAGGAGGAGCUGCAGGGCGAGGGCCCACGCUCCGAGCCACCGGCACAGGAGCCGCAGCCGCAGAAGCUCGUCAAGCACCUGGAUCCGGCGUCGGACCCGUGCACCUCGGCUUCCUUGGGCACGUCUGGCAGCCCGCCCCGGACUGAGGCUGACGCAGGCACUGGGCCUUCUGUCCAUCAGCCCAUGGCGCGGCUGCUGCGCCAGUCCCUGCUCCGCGCAGUGGGCUGCCAACGUGGUCCCGCGGCCGAGGAAGCUGCCUUUGCGGCGUACGCGGCGCCCCUGGUGUUUGCGCACAUCUACGCAAUCCAAGCCGUGGAGGCGCUGUCGCUGCUGGCACUGCUGUUCCGCGCGCGGCACGAACUGCUGAGCGCCGCCAACCUGACCAGCCUGUGCGGCUGCUUCGCGGGCACCCUGGCCUGCCUGUGCUGGCCGCUGCUGUCGCGCACCGCCUUCGUCCGCCUGGUCAACGGCCUCAAGGUCCCGCGCUACCUGCUGUACAUGCUGGCCAAGGCCAUGAUCGGCUUCCUGCACUUCCCCGCGCCGCCCGGCAUACACGCCUACCAGCUGGGCCCUGCGAUGCUCGUGAUGGAGGGAGUGCUCCUGCCCGGCAGCAACCUGCUGCCAUUCAGCACAGCGGCGCUCAUCACGCUGGCCAAGUGGCCGCUGGGUGUGGCCAUGAUGCUGCGCUCGGAGGCCACCGACCACCUGCCCACGGCCGUGUGGCUGUGCGGGCGCAUCGUGCUGCUGGCGCUCGCGACCACGGCCGCCUGCCACACGCAGAUGCGCCUGAGCUUUGAGCUGCAUCGCCAGCGGACGGCAGCGGCCAAGGCGCAGGCAGGGCUUGGGCAGGGUGCAGCGGGUGUGCCCUGUGGCGCACGGCGGCUGGAGUGCUGCAAGAAGGACCAGUGAUAAAUCAAGGGCAGUCCAACCAUUCAGGGACACAUGAUACAAAGGGAAUUUCGCGUAUGUGCGUGCGAGAUUAUUAUUGGCAUGGAGCAUCAAAGUGUGGGACUGGGCGCACGUCAACCGCACCUCAACGAGCUGACUGCUGCAAUUUUGAAGUUUCCGGAGGGGCGGGGUGGAGACGAUGUCUCCGCGGCUUGCACAUAUGCACCCAUGGCUGCAUCGUCACGCAUCUACAUCAUGCCUCUUUGUAUGUGACUAACAACAGGGCAUUGCAGUGUCGGCAUGAGGCAUCGCCCAUGUGCACGAAAAAGCAUGUGCAUAUGCAAACAUGGAAGGUGCUCACUGCCGUUUGCCGUCAUUAGGCUAGGCGCGCUUGCGGAGUGCUGUGCCCCGUGUACAAGGUUGGUGCUCCUUGACUAUUGCACACAUUUUAUACUGGAUGGUGCGGCACAUAGCAGCGGAGACAGUAGAGGUGUCGAGGUAGCGCGUCACCUAGGCUGGUAGGGAGUAUGUGGGGCGUGCUGCAGUUACGACAUUGUACAUGGUUAUCGGAGUGCGGGAAGCGAGGCAAGCGGGCAAGGUUGAAGCGGGACACCAAAGGCGACUGACAUUACUAAGGGUCAUAGCUUUGGCAGCGCUUGCCAGCUGCUUGGAAUUUGUGGCCCGUUCCAAUGAGCCGGGGACGUGGGCUUGACCGCUUGAGGCCACGGCGCCUUAUAACUUGAGCCACGUCCUCUCCUCUCCUCAGAGCGUUUGGUGAGGUACCUGUAGAUGCGCGCAUCUGCAGCGCUUAUGCGCCGUGAUAGCUUGGUAUUUAUUGGUGCCGCCAUGUUGGUGCGCGCAAUCUCAAACACAUGUAUGGGUAUAAUGAAGCCACGCCUUGCGGCCUCUGCAACAGGCCCCAUACUGCCGUAUGUCAUGCGCCAUGGUCAAGGUGCCAUGGUCAAGGCCGACACAGUAGGCAGGGGCAAGUGCAACCAGUGCUGCAUGCCGUGUGCGUACAGUCCGGCAUUCGAUAAACCCUGAGGCAAUACGCUGUCGCAGGAAAUGGACAAACGUCCGUACCGUAUGGUGAAGAGGGCUGAGUGGGCAGUGGGUGACGGUGGGUGAUGGCAGAAAUAUGACGGUGCAGGCGGAGAUAAUUGCAUCACA